Messenger RNA from Solanum verrucosum, 1290 nucleotides. Its product is annotated as F-box/kelch-repeat protein At3g06240-like. The transcript is spliced from 2 exons. Gene Ontology annotation, molecular function: protein binding. Lineage: Eukaryota; Viridiplantae; Streptophyta; Magnoliopsida; Solanales; Solanaceae. The record is from RefSeq and is a predicted model, not a curated record. The coding region runs from base 1 to 1122 and encodes 373 amino acids.
AUGGCGAUGAGCAUAGGUAAAUACCUACCCGAAGAACUCAUAAGUGAAAUAUUCUACCGCCUCCCUGUAAAGUCCAUUGGGCGGUGUAGGUGCCUAUCAAAGCACUGGCGCAAUUUUCUCUCACACCCACAAUUCAUCAAACUUCACUUCAACCUCCACGUCCAUACACAAGAAGAGAAACUCAUUAUCGUCACUUGGCGUAGCGAACUUCAUACUAUCACGCUUAUCCACGACAUCCUCGAAGAUGAAUCCAUCGAUAGCAUUUCAACAAAGGUUAAUUUUCAGCACCUCACACAUAACUGGAUUUCUGUAGCUGGGUCUUGUAAUGGGUUGGUCUUAGUGAUUGAUAGGGAUAAUGUUCAAUUUUUGAUCAACCCAACUACCUUAGAAUACCAUAAAUUUCCUGUUUUUGAUUGGGCUCUUCCUCCGAAAACUAGCUGUUACAUGUAUGGUUUAGGGUAUGAUAUUGUUAGUGAUGAUUAUAAGGUGGUUUCUCUUUCCUAUCGUGAUACGAAUAAUGAAUUUAUGUCUAAUACUUAUGUGGAUUUGUACUCUGUGAGAAAGGGUCAUUGGGAGACACUUGGGGUUUCUCCUUAUGAUCAUUCACUUACUGACCGUGCUUCUGGGGUUUUGGUUAAUGGGGCUUUGCAUUGGUUGGCUUGUAGAACUGUUGAAUAUUCAACUGCAAUUGCUGCUUUUGAUUUAAGUGUUGAUAAAUUCUUGGAGGUACCAGGACCUAUUGAUCUUCAGGAUAAUUGCUUUAUGUGUAAUCUUGCAACUCUUAAAGGGUGUCUUUGUAUAUCUACCAGUUUACCCCGAGACAUAAACACAGUUACAUUUUGGAUCAUGAAAGAGUAUGGGGUUAAGGAGUCUUGGACCAAAUUUAAGAUUAUAGAACCGAGUUUGGAUGAUUCUCUUAGUACGCUACUGUGUUCCAUUACUGAUGAUGAUGAUGUUUUAUUGGAUGUCGACGAAGAAUGGGUUAUCUACAAUCUGAAGGAGAAUCGGCGUAAGGAUCUGUUGAUUGAUGUAAAUCCUAUUACGCAUGAAGCUCGAACUUUUGUUGAUAGCCUUGUCUCUCCUUACUUUGGCAACGAAACUGAGGGUUCAUGUAUUGUGUGAUGCACAAGAUGAUGUUGUAUACAGGUAUUACAGGAACAUGUUCCUCUGUAUUAUCCACCUUUAUCGUCCAUCUCCUUUAGAUUAUUCAAAAGCCUCUGUAUUUUCUUUUGUCUAGGAUAUCUAUGCUUGAAAUUUCAACAGUACUUUCAAGGAUGCCCCUUUAGCCAA